AUGCCCAUCAGCAGCAGUAGCAGCAGCAGGAAACGCAAAAAUAAAACUCCCUUGGAUACUCAAUCAAAAAGGCAAAAAGCUCGGCUUUCAUUGGCUUCCGAUGAAGCCGGGAUAGUACUUGUAUUGGGACAAGGGGAGCUUGGCCAGUUAGGAUUGGGAGAAGAGAUUUUAGAACGUAGCAGACCGACGGCUGUUAAGAAACUCCUUGAAGUAGAAUUUAUUCAAGUUGCAUGUGGUGGUGUUCAUACUGUUGCCUUGACUAAAGCUGGCGAGAUAUAUACGUGGGGCUGUAAUGAUGAAUGUGCCUUAGGUCGCGAUACUUCUGAUACAAGUGAGGCAGAAUAUUUGCCUGGGCUAGUUGAUGGUCUCGAUAAUGUAAAGAUUAUCCAAGUUUCAGCCGGUGAUAAUCACACCGCUGCCUUAGCCGAUGAUGGUCGCGUUUUCUGCUGGGGAAAUUUCUGGGAUAAUCGGGGGUCUAUAGGACUGAACCUUGCCGGUAAACAACCUCGGCCCAUUGUUAUGUUAGGAGAUCCGAAUGACCCAGUGAUAAAGAUUGGAUCUGGAAAUAAUCAUGUCGCUGCGUUGACUGCCAACGGACUUAUCUUUACAUGGGGUUGUGGCGAGCAAGGUCAGUUAGGGAGAGUCGCAGAGAGAUUUUGUAGUCGCGAUACACGCCAAGGACUUAAACGCUUCUUGCAGCCGGCAGUUGCUCGUGUUACGCAAAGGAGCAAAAAAGAUAUAAGGUUUAGCGAUAUUUUUGUUGGCCCUUAUAACUUAUUUGCCGUAAAUGCAGCAGGCGAAGUUUUUGCUUGUGGUUUAAAUAAUUAUGGUCAAAUCGGUAACGGUAACAUCACUAGUUUAUAUUAUUUGGCGAAAAUUGAUAGUUUAUCGGCUCUAAAUGAUGGCAAUGAUGAACGACAGAUUCUUAUUGCCUCCGGUGAGCAUCAUACCUUAAUUCUCGCCCGCAAUGGUCGUGUUUAUAGCAUAGGUAGAGGUGAUUAUGGACGCUUAGGGCUUGGUCCUGAUGUUAAAGAAUGCUCUCAUCCCACUGAGAUCGAAACUUUAGCAAAUUCAGAUAUAAAAGCUGUUACCUGUGGCUUAGCAGUGUCUUUUGCCGUCUCCAAUUCAGGCGAUGUCUAUUCCUGGGGCAUGGGUACCAAUUUGCAACUAGGUAGUAGCACCGACGAUGAUAUAUUAACACCAACCUUGGUAAAAACGAAAGAAAGUUAUAAUUUCUUUGCGGCUUCUGCCGGUGGUCAACACACUGCCAUCUUGGGUAAAAAGAAAUAG
This is a messenger RNA of Trichoplax adhaerens, 1290 nucleotides long. RefSeq lists its product as uncharacterized. Gene Ontology annotation, cellular component: cytoplasm. Bases 1 to 1290 code for a protein of 429 amino acids. NCBI's taxonomy places the organism in Eukaryota, Metazoa, Placozoa, Uniplacotomia, Trichoplacea, Trichoplacidae. The record is from RefSeq and is a predicted model, not a curated record. The transcript has 4 exons. Gene Ontology annotation, molecular function: guanyl-nucleotide exchange factor activity.